This is a messenger RNA of Chelonoidis abingdonii (Abingdon island giant tortoise), 1031 nucleotides long. Lineage: Eukaryota; Metazoa; Chordata; Testudines; Testudinidae. The record is from RefSeq and is a predicted model, not a curated record.
AUGGUGGACAAAGGCCGCCAGAGUAAGAAGCAGGAGUUGGAAGACAAAAGAAGUCAGCCCAGCCGUAAUAGCGCCAGGGAAAACACUCCUGGCCCUGGAAAGACAGCAAAAGGGAGUGGCCAGCCACAUGGGCCAGUGCGUGCGCACCUCCAGGAGGCACCAGGCGGUAUCCCCGUCGGCGCGCAUGGGCAGGUGGGAGGGGGCAUGCUGCGGGGCGGCUGGGCACAGUCCGGCUGGGACAUGUAUGUCCCCCCCCAGAUAAUGGGGCUGAGAGGAGAUUCCAUUGUGCUGCCCUGCAACUUCACACACCCGAAACCCAACUACACGGGUGACAUCCAGGUGAUCUGGAAGCCCGAUAUUUUCCAAUGCCUGGUGAGCAACAGCAGCACCAAGACGAGGAGCUUCGACAACUGCACGACGGGGCAGGGGCCGAGUGGGCGCUACCGCCUGGCCGGGGACCCCCAGCGGCACAACCUCUCCCUGCACAUCACUGGGCUGCGCUACGAGGACAGCAAAGGGUACAUGUGCCGCGUGGUUCUCCGACAAAAUCCAGCUUGGGCCUACGAGAACAAGAUGGCGAUAAUGCUCAGCGUGGAAGCACGACCCAGCAUCCUCAACCUCACGCUGCUCCCCGGGCCCCUCCCUGUGCAGGUGGCCUGCACAGCCGAGGGGAACCCCGUGCCCAACAUCACAUGGCUGGGGCUGGCGGGGAGUGAGGUGGGACAGUUGCAGAACACCACUGGGCCCCAGUACCAGACAACGCAGGUGCUGUCAGUGAGCCGGAUCGGGACCUACACCUGCCGGGCGGAGAACGUGCACGGCCAGGCUGAGCGCUCGGUGCUUGUGGGGCCCAUGGGGCCACCCCUGCUGCUCAUCAUCCUCCUCCCAGCAGCCCUGCUCCUGCUUGCCGGCCUCCUGCUGCUCGUCCUCUGCUGCCGAUGGAAAGUCUCUGCAGUGCCGCAGGCUCCAGAACUGUGGGGGUGAGCAGGGGAUGCAGGACAGAGCCCAAGUUGGCACCGGCACCAUCUCUG